Puntigrus tetrazona (Sumatra barb) is the source of this 4834-nucleotide messenger RNA. RefSeq names its product iporin. Gene Ontology annotation, cellular component: cytoplasmic vesicle. The record is from RefSeq and is a predicted model, not a curated record. Lineage: Eukaryota; Metazoa; Chordata; Actinopteri; Cypriniformes; Cyprinidae. The transcript is spliced from 11 exons. Bases 404 to 3973 code for a protein of 1189 amino acids.
GACUGUGGGGCUCAGAACCACUGUACUGGGGAGGAGGGAAUGUGUGAGGAACAGAUGAGCUGUGAGGAGUGCAGAGCAAAAAGAAGUGUGACUAACGAGGAACUACAAAAGGGACAUUACCCGUUUCCUAUGUUAUUUUUAUUUUCCCGUGUUUAGCCUAUGUGGAUGUAGAGCAUUAGGUUGUGAUCAUGCAAUGUGUUUGCUCCAGUUACUGUGCAGACAGAAUGAAACGGACUAUUUGCUGGCUGUCGGACUGAUGGAUCUUUAUGGCUGGAUUCUGGCCUGAAAGCAGUGACAUAUGAAGUUACAAAGGAUUCUGCUGAGUUUUGUAUUUCCUCUGUUUAUGCCACUUAAUCAGCCUGCCAUGCAAGGACUGAUGCUUUGAAGUGCUGGUGCUUAGAAAAUGGACGUCUCCUCAAAGUCAGGGGAAACUCUGAUCAUGUCCCACAUCCUUGGCCAGUCUGUAACUCUGUCAUAUAACUCUGUACAGACAUCCAGAAAGACACGCACUUUAAAUUUAACCCACAGUAUAUCCCUUCCUGAGAGAGGAGAUCUGCCAAGGGAAGCACUUGACUAUGGCAGUCUAAGUCAAAAAAGCAAGUCAAGUUCAACAAAAACAGAGGACAAAAAGGGGACUGAAAGUCCUAGAGGAUAUGAAUCGUCCUCAAUGCUUUAUGCUUUGAUCUCCCCAUUGACCAGUCCUCAACUAAACAAAGAGCCAUUGCAUCGUAGAGGUACUCCCAGAUGGCAUAACCUCUUCAUUCCUGAAUCAGAAGUGAAUGAGGAUGAAGACGAUGAGGACUCAGAUGGAGACAACUUGCACAAGUACUAUGAGGGGUCAUCCCUUCAACUACAAGGAAAUGUGACUCAAAGUAAUAUAAAUUCCUUCCGUCAAAUCAGAGUAAACAAUAAUCAGAAGCGGGAGUUUGAUACAGGUUGUGGAGAUCGUAGGGAUAGCAGAGGAACCCCUGUAUUAAUGGACUGCGAUGAACAGGACUGGGGCGAUGAGGAAGACUUUAGUAAGCAUACUCUUGAGGAACCUGAUAAUAGCUGGGCUCCAACUGAAAACAUUAUUGAAUCCAUUACUCAAAACCAAACAGACUAUAUCACUGACUCUUCCUGUAACAGCUCAGAUGGAGUACUAGUUAACUUCAGUGCCAUCUACCACAAAACCAACAAUGCAGUUCCUGCAACUCCACUAAAUCUGGAUAGUCCUGUCCCUGGAUCUGGUAUAGUGUUAAACGAGAUUUCAAACCCUUUGCCCAGCUGGUCAUCUCACAGCACUGAUCCAAACUGCAACAUCUACCCAUUCGACUCAGACGGCUUUCCAUCAAUGGACAUUUCUGACCUUACUAUGUGUCUGCAGAGUCAUGCACGGUUAGCAGGUUCCACUCAGAAUUACUAUAAACUGGUGACGUGUGACCUAUCAUCCCAGUCUUCACCCAGUCCACCUUGGUCCUCUUUGACCAGUUUUUCUGAGACUCAAAGCCAGGGAAGCUGUUCUCCCCCUUCCGAAUAUUUUCUAUUUGAACAUUCAGAAGAAGAGGAAAAAGAGGAGCCAAAGUUUGAGCAAACUGUGCACAAGGGUGAUGGGAACAUUGAAGUGAAGAAUAUUAGACGAGCCAAUAAGGAUGAAUCUAAGGGAACAAAAGAGAGAAUAGCACACAUAAAAACUCAUCAGUCUGCUCCAAGAGAACAUAGUAGUUGCAGUUACAUUAAAACUCCUCAGUCUCAGAGCUGGAUUACCAGCCAGAAAUGUUCUACCUUAUCAAAUCUGGGCGCUCUACAAAACAGCUGUCCAAGCCAUUUAGACACAAAUCUAUCUUCACUUGUGUCUAGGCAACAUGCCACCUCUUUUGCAGAAAUUGCUCGAUGUAAGAAGGGAAAUGGAGAACAAUCCAUGAAAAAGUGCAUACAGGAUUCAUCAGGCUCACACUUCUUCCAAAAUCUCUCUUCCGUCCAGAAACAGAAUGAUUCAGAAAUGGCAACAAAGUCCCUGAAAGCUGACAGCAGUAGUCAAUCCAAUCCAGAAGGUGUGUCGUCCCCAGAAAUUGUGCGAUACACAAAAGCACAAAGGCCCACCUUUCUCCCUAUACAGCCCUUUGUGCUUCAGGCACCCUCAGGAAAACAACAGACCAAAGCACUUGGUUCCCUUCUUAAUCAAUACAUUAGCUACAAGUACAGCAAGCCUGGGCCAUCCAAAGCUACUUGCAAAAAAACGGCAUAUCCACAUUAUAAGCAACCCUCACCUCUAAGGAGUUUCUCUAACAUCCCUCCAGAGGCAGCAACCAGUUUAGACACUUGUUCCACCUGCACAUCGAGUCCUGUUAUUCCCCAUAACCACUCCCAGUGUACCCAGCCCUGUACACUGUUUGGGCUCAUUCAUCAGGACAGAAAUCCACAUAUGAGUCCUAAUAUAAGAUCAAGAAGCCCUCAAAGCCAAGAGCAAGCAGAUGGGAGUCCCAUAGCCUGCUCAAGUCAAACACAGAUAAGCCAAAAACAUUCCUGGUGUGGAAAACUUCUCAAAGCUUCUCAAAAUCAUCCAUUCCAGCAGGUUCCCAUUGUUCAGACUCAGACUCCAAUGAUCAAAGAGGAGACUGCAGGUCCCCUGGAUGCAUCCUUCCCUAUACAUCAAAACUCCUCCCCUGCCAUUACCUCAGUUACCUCCUUGACCUCUAAAACUCCCAUCGUCUAUCUACCAGGCAGUAGAUGGAAAUCCCUUUGGUCUUUUGAAACUUCAUCACAGGUCUGCACCAAUGAAGAACGUAACACCAAUGUUCAACACAUCUUAAAGCCAAGAAUUUCACCUUGUGUUGUGAGGGAACGUCAACAUGGUGACUCAUUCUCGAUGACUGACAGACCCCCUGAAGAGUUCUGCCUCUCCCCAGAAGCCCCAUCAGAUCUUCUUUCAAUUGAUCUUUUGCACAAGAGAAGUAUGUUAAAAGCUGUGAGUUUGGCAGUGGAUCUUAUAAUGGCACAUUUCAACUCAAGGCAAGACUCAGAAGAAAAGAUCACACUGGGAAAUAGCCACCUUGUCCUUAAAAAGCUCUACCCCGCAAUCCAGAACAUCCUUCAAGAUGGUUUGAAAGCCUACAAAUUGGACUUAAUUAUUGGUCAACGGCGCAACAAACUAUGGAACGUUGUACAGGCUACAGUACGAGCAGGCUCAUCUACUCAACUGUCUGACAGCUUGGUGUCUGUUGUAAAUAAAUGUUCCCAGUUAUCAAGUCGCAUGCAGCUCAGGGUCUUCAUCAUAGAUCUGCUAAAUUUGCAUGCUUUGGAAUUCUGGAUCCAUCAUUUAUACACUUGCCUUGAUGUUGUAACAGAACACUAUCACCAAUGGGGUUUCUUGGCUCUGGCCCAGGGGCCAAUUUAUGGACCACUGUUCCAAGAGCUGCUUCUUUUGCUGCAGCCACUCUCUCUGCUUAAAUUUGACCUCCAUCUUCCAUCUGAACCUCACCUUCAAAGUAAGGAAAAGCAUAACCACAGAGCACCCCUGCCUCAUCGGCUUCUUGCCCAGUCAGCUCAGAUCCUGCAGAUGAGCUUGAUCCACGAGAACAACAGAAGUCCAACAGGUCACAGUGAUGUCUUUAGUCAAUGGGUAACUGAUGAAUUUAGGUUUAAUCAGAAAACCACCUCAAAGUGUAAAACACAGAAGAAAGAGGGUGUAGCAACCGUAACGAAAAACAGUGAGAUGCCACAAUGUUCAACAAGUCCUCUGGAGGAAAAACACUUAAGUGAGCUGCGUUGGGCGAGGCUCUUUGGUUCUAAAGUUGGAACACCAGUUGGCCCACAGAACACUCAAAAAGACAUGAGUGGACCUCUGAGAAGACGGCCAUCAGAAUGGCUGAAGCUUGGUGCAUCCAAAGUGGAUCUGCUUGCACAGUCAGUGUUGAUAGGAAAAUGGCCAGAGACUCAUCUGAGUGGUAACCAUGACAGAGAUACAAUGAACAAAGAUGAAAUACUAUUCUAAAAAGCACACAAGAUGUCUGAUUUUAGCUAGACAGAAUAGAAGCACAGUUCAUCCAAAAUACACUAUACAUAGUCAAUUUGAUGCAUCCUGUAAAAUCCAAUGAAAGUGCACCAUAUAUGUGUCUGGACAGAAUAUUUAUCAAUCAGAAAAAAAUUGUAUUAUACUUUGGACCUUAAAAAGUAACCAAAUUUUCACUACCUUUGAGCCAUUAUAACAUGAGAUUUUUAGAUUAAAUUUAUAACACAGUUAUAGUAUAAUGCACAGUAUAUAAGAAGCAAUCAUCUGCCAGCAAUCAAUCACAAAACUGGAACUCCCCAAAUGUCUUUUCCAACUAAACCCUGCACUUUAUCUCUGUCUCAGGUCAUUAAAUGUCACUGUAAAUCUAGUCAUACAAUUUCUGCUUGUUGAACUAUGUGGCAUUAAAAACAAAACAAAAAACACUUUGUUUGAAAUAGUUUCGAUAACCAUUUCAAUGCAUGGCACAGUAGCAUUAAUUACUAUGCAUGAAAAAAAAAAAAACAUAUUUCCUUUUUAGCAUUCUGUGAAUUACGGUACAACUGUACAAGGGUUUUAUUGCAUUUUUGCACGGUGAAAUCAAUAACAUAGCUAAUUUAUAUGAUAAAGAUGCAUGCUGAGUAGCUCUAUAUUUCCUGUUUCACAGAAGGACUAAUUCAGAAGUGAUAUUUCUUGAUGAUUUUUGUGACCCCUGUUGUUAGUAACAUAAAGAUGGACAAUAGUUAAUUGAAAAGAAUGGUUUGAUUAUAAGUGUGUUUUAAAGAAAGUGUUUUUUAUAUUUUCUGAUCCAGCUAUAGUUGUGCCUGAUUGGAAACUUGUGAUAAUAAAGAUUUGUUGAGUUGUUAA